Messenger RNA from Aricia agestis (brown argus), 3774 nucleotides. Its product is annotated as ATP-dependent RNA helicase DDX18-like. Gene Ontology annotation, cellular component: nucleolus. The record is from RefSeq and is a predicted model, not a curated record. Gene Ontology annotation, biological process: maturation of LSU-rRNA from tricistronic rRNA transcript (SSU-rRNA, 5.8S rRNA, LSU-rRNA). The transcript is spliced from 22 exons. Gene Ontology annotation, molecular function: nucleic acid binding; RNA helicase activity; ATP binding. The coding region runs from base 86 to 3628 and encodes 1180 amino acids. Lineage: Eukaryota; Metazoa; Arthropoda; Insecta; Lepidoptera; Lycaenidae.
UUUGUUGACAAAUCUUGAAUUUUCUUUAUUUUCUUCUACACAAAAAUAAAAUAAUAAACUUGACAAGAAUCUAAAUACCUUCAGCAUGAAGAAAACGAAAAAAACUAAGUUAAUAAUGGAAGAUACAAGCGACACAGGAAAUAAUUCCGAAACUGCUAUGAAAAGGCCACUCGAACACAAGGAGGAAAAAACAGAACCAAAGAUUAAAAAAAAGAAAAAGAAACAAAAGGCUGAGAAGAACUCUGAUUUGAAUAAAGUGCAACAAAACAAAAAUGCUAGUAAUACUUCUGACAAUACCAGUGCUGAUGCCAAUUUAUUGCCUGGUUCCAGUGUGAGUCUAGGAAUUUUGUCCAACAACAAGUUUUCAUCAUUAAAAGAAAAAGUCUGUGAAGCUACUCUCAAAAGUAUCAAUGAAAUGGGUUUCACCACAAUGACGGAGAUACAAGCAAAGUCAAUACCACACCUGCUUGAAGGGCGGGAUCUAGUUGGCUCCGCUAGGACAGGGUCAGGAAAGACCUUAGCUUUUCUUAUUCCAGCCAUUGAAUUAGUUUAUAAAGCUAAACUAACACCAAGAAGUGGCACUGGUGUUAUUAUUUUAUCACCAACCAGAGAAUUAUCAAUGCAGACUUUUGGUGUACUUGUUGAUCUUAUGAAAUACCACAGCAAUACCUAUGGCUUAGUCAUGGGUGGAGCAAACAGAAGCACUGAAGCUGAAAAACUUUCUGUCGGUAUUAAUAUACUGGUGGCUACUCCAGGCAGACUUUUGGAUCAUCUGCAAAAUACACCUUCAUUUUUGUUUAAAAAUCUGCAAUGUUUGGUAAUUGAUGAAGUGGAUAGAAUAUUGGAAAUUGGUUUUGAAGAGGAGGUGAAACAAAUAAUCACACUUUUGCCCAAAAAACGGCAAACGGUGCUAUUCAGCGCGACUCAAACUAAAAAGAUGGAGUCAUUGAAAGCACUGGCGAUAAAACAAGAGCCAAUCUAUGUCGGCGUCGACGAUAAUAAAGAACAAGCAACAGUCGAAUCUUUGGAGCAAGGAUACAUAGUUUGUCCGUCUGAGUACCGAUUGCUAGUUCUUUACACAUUCCUGAAAAACAAUAAAAACAAAAAGGUGAUGGUGUUCUUCUCUACCUGCAUGUCCGUGAAAUAUCACCAUGAGCUGUUCAACUAUAUUGACCUGCCGGUUCUAUGUAUCCAUGGCAAGCAACAACAGACAAAACGUACGACAAGGUUCUUUGAGUUCUGCAAUGCUGAGAGUGGUAUACUGCUGUGUACGGACGUGGCGGCGCGCGGUCUGGACAUACCCGCGGUGGACUGGAUAGUGCAGUACGACCCACCUGAUGAUCCUAAGGAAUACAUCCAUCGUGUAGGCAGGACUGCUCGAGGCUUGGGGACAUCGGGCAGCGCUCUCCUGUUUUUGAGGCCUGAGGAACUUGGCUUCCUGAGAUUCCUGCAGCAGUCCAAAGUCGCCUUAAACGAGUACAAGAUCUCUUGGAAGAAAAUUUCCAAUAUCCAAUUACAGCUGGAGAAAUUGAUUUCUAAAAACUACUAUCUAAAGAGCGCAGCAAAAGAAGCAUUGAAGACAUACCUAAAAGCGUAUGACUCACAUCAUCUUAAAAUUAUAUUUGAUAUUGACACGUUAGAUUUGGCUAAAGUAUCAAAAUCGUUUGGAUUCGCAGAACCACCCGAUGUAGAGUUAAAAGUGAAUAAGAAAGGAGCGCCAAUCAAAAGUAAAGGGGGCAAGGGAAACUUUAAAAAAUCAGACAAUCAUAAAAAAAAAUAUAGGCCAAGUUAUAUAAUAAAUAAGGGUAAUUUUGUGACAGAAUUUAUUAAAAUGUCGAUGUCUGAAAAUCAAGUUAAAAAGAAAAAUAAGAAGCGUAAUAAAAAGAAGACACAAUUAUUAGACUCGCAAAAAUCCGCCGAAGAAGCUGUACAAAUUACGACCACCAUAAAGAGAUCUGCAGAAGAGUCUGCAAAUAACCAUGAAAACCAACCUAAAAAAAAGAAAAAGAAACAAAAAGAUGUUAAGGUAGAAAAAAUAGAAGUAAAAGAAGAAGUCGUGGAAAGUGAAGAAAAUUACUCUGCUGCGGAUGAUACUGAAAAUAAACCAUGUACAACUUUAUGUUCGGGCAUAUUAUCGGACCAAAAAUUCUCUUCAUUGGAGGGAAAAGUAUGUGAACCAACAUUGAUGGGCAUCAAAGACAUGGGAUUCACCACUAUGACAGAAAUACAAGCUAAGGCCAUUCCACACCUUCUAGAAGGGAAAGACUUAGUUGGUUCAGCUAGGACAGGCUCUGGAAAAACUUUGGCAUUUUUAAUACCAGCCAUUGAGCUGAUUUACAAGCUUCAAUUUAAGCCAAGAAAUGGCACAGGGGUCAUCAUACUAUCUCCAACUCGAGAGUUGUCUAUGCAAACCUUUGGUGUUCUCAUGGAGUUGAUGAAAUACCACCACCAUACUUAUGCCUUGGUGAUGGGAGGUUCAAAUAGAGGUACUGAAGCACAAAAACUUUCAAAGGGUAUUAAUAUACUAGUGGCAACACCUGGUAGACUUCUGGAUCAUCUGCAGAAUACACCUGACUUUUUAUACAAAAACCUGCAAUGUCUUAUCAUUGAUGAGGGAGAUAGGAUGUUGGAAAUUGGUUUUGAGGAGGAAGUUAAACAAAUCAUCAAGCUUUUGCCCAAAAAACGACAGACAAUGCUCUUCAGUGCUACACAAACUAAAAAAGUGGAUGCUUUGAAAGCUCUGGCAGUGAAAAAAGAUCCCAUCUAUGUUGGAGUAGACGACCACAGGGAACAGGCUACUGUAGAAUCUUUGGAGCAAGGAUACAUAGUGUGUCCAUCUGAAAAACGAAUGAUGGUUCUAUUUACCUUCUUGAAAAAGAACAGAAAGAAGAAGGUGAUGGUUUUCCUCUCAACAUGCAUGUCGGUGAAGUUCCACCAUGAACUUUUCAACUAUAUAGAUCUCCCCGUCAUGUCUAUACAUGGUAAACAACAACAAACUAAGCGUACUGCAACAUUCUUCCAAUUCUGUAAUGCUGAGAGUGGUAUACUGCUGUGUACGGACGUGGCGGCGCGCGGUCUGGACAUACCCGCGGUGGACUGGAUAGUGCAGUACGACCCACCUGAUGAUCCUAAGGAGUACAUUCACAGAGUAGGCAGAACGGCCCGCGGUUUGGGCACAAGCGGCAACGCGUUAUUAUUUUUGCGCCCUGAAGAGCUUGGAUUCCUCAGAUACUUGCAGCAAUCGAAAGUCACUCUCAAUGAGUAUGAUUGUUCUUGGAAUAAAGUUGCUAAUAUUCAGUUACAGCUGGAGAAAUUAAUAUCGAAGAAUUACUAUCUCCACCAAUCGGCCAAAGAAGCGUUCAAAAGCUACCUUAGAGCGUAUGACUCGCAUCAUCUAAAAACAAUAUUCGAUAUUGACACAAUAGAUUUGGCUCUGGUAUCGAAAUCAUUCGGUUUCACUGUGCCACCAGCUGUUGAACUAAAAGUGACACACAAAGGACCAACUCAGAAGAGAAAAGGUGGUGGUGGUUUUGGAUAUUUCAAAACCUUGAAUAAAAAUAAUAACAAGAACACAGAAAAGACGAAAAUAUUUAGACAAAAAGGCAAAAACAAGAGGCCAAUGAGCUGAAAGGCUGAAAGGAUUCAAAUAAGAAACUUAAAACCUUAAAUAAAAUUAUUAGCAUUUUUGCUAUAAUAGGUACUUUAAAAUGUCACAUUGUACUUUCAGUUAUCAAUAACAUUUAUUUAUCAUUUAAUAAAUUUUAUUUUAAGGAA